Molecule: messenger RNA, 2190 nt
Organism: Megachile rotundata (alfalfa leafcutting bee)
Lineage: Eukaryota; Metazoa; Arthropoda; Insecta; Hymenoptera; Megachilidae
Gene: Dnz1
Product: DNZDHHC/NEW1 zinc finger protein 11
Molecular function (GO): palmitoyltransferase activity
Source: RefSeq, a predicted model, not a curated record
AGUUGACGGUAAUUUUUAAAUACAAUUAUACUACCUUGUAGGUACUAUUAUAUUUUACGUUACAAAAUGAUAAGAAAUUUUGAUGUUAAUACCGUACUUUAGUUUAAAAUUUAUACCAGUACGAAUACUUAUGGAGACCUUGGAUAAUCAAUAUUAAUAUGUAUACAUACUGCCAAUAUUUUAGGAUUCUCAAUAUUUAUUGAUGAUACAUAAAUAAUGAUAAUAUAAUAUUGACAAUAUAUAUUGAAAAUCCUGAAAUGUUGACGGUAUAUAUUGGUCAUACGAGGUCUGAAUUAAUCAUAUUAUUUUUCCAGUAAGAAGGAACGAAAUUUCAAUUGUAAACAGCGAGUGGUAGGGAGUGUCACGUGGUUUUCAACGACAGCAAUAUGAUGGCGGUCAGCUUAGGCUAGUCAAUAACGAUCAGUAUUGGUCGGAAAUUUUGACAUUAGCAUCAAUGUUACAACAUUGUUUAGUGAAACGAGUCGAAUUUUGUCUUGUAAACGUAUACUGAUUUGGUGUUUCAGUGCAAUCGUCCGAUAAAAAGAUAUGACUUUAGAUGGAAUUCAUAAAAAUUGAAUCAUAUUUGUAUCAUGUAAAUUUAAUGGAGAACGAAAUCACAUGAGAUUGUUCAGCUUUGUGAUGAUAGGUGAUAUCUUUGCCAGUCAAGAGUAUGGAAUAAAAGAAAAUGUUCGUAAAAGACCCCUGUGGCAUCGUGUGUAUUAUAGUUACGUACAUCGCUGUCUUUUAUGCAGAUUAUGUCGUCGUACGCUGGGUUAUCUUGCAUAGUUUACAAGACAGUUUAUGGGGUCCCUUUCAUGUAGUGGCUUUCAAUAUUGUAGUAUUAUUAUUGAUAAUGUCACAUUUGAAGGCGGUCUGCAGUGAUCCUGGUGUUGUGCCACUACCGCAAAGUCGAAUGGAUUUUUCUGAUAUUUAUACAGAUAAUCCAGAAGCAAAACUUGAAUGUGAUGAGAGAGAUAAUUGGACUGUUUGUACUGGAUGCGAAACCUAUAGGCCACCUAAAGCACAUCAUUGUAGAAUUUGUAAAAGAUGUGUUAGGAGGAUGGAUCAUCAUUGUCCAUGCUUACACUGUGUUAUAUUGGUUUUGGAAUCAGCACUAUUUGGCAUGUUUGUCAUCGCAAUACUGGUAGACCAAUUUCAAGGUAUCCUGGGAGAAGAAAACACAGUGGAACGCAUGCAAAAUAACCACCAUUAUAAAAGAAACAGUUCGCGUACUUUGAUAUUACUUUCUCAAGUUUUUGGUAAAAGCCAUCCAAUGCUGUGGAUGCUACCUUGCCAAAAUACUCCACGUUAUACUUUUAGAAAAGAUGCAUACUUAAUUGAUCAUGAAGUCUAAGUGCAUAAAUUAUUAUACACUAUUAUAUUUUGAGAAGCAAUUACUUCUUUUAUCAUAAAAGAUUAAAAUAUUAUUUUGUGGUGUAAGGUUUUGGAAAGCAGGAGAUUUAUACAUGUAAUAAUUAUUAUUAAAAAUAUUAACACUAGAACAAUCAAUAUUAAAUGUACACUUACUUUGAAAUUAAAAGUAAAUUGGAAAAACAGAAAAUGGUUUGAUUGCUCUAGUGUUAAAUUUUCUUAUUUAAAACUAGACAAUUUCCAGCAUUUUAUUGCUAAUUUUUUUAUAAAACCAUAUUUUUCUUAAAAAUAACAUUGUAUAAAAUUAUUUAAGUACAAAAAGAAGAAUGAUGUAAGAAAAAUUAUCUUAAAGUGCAAAUCGAUAUGUUAUUACCAUUCAAUUUUAUCUUUUUGUUAUAAUAUACGAUAUUCUUAUAACGCAAGAUAAAAAAUUAACACGUCGUUUGUUACUUGAUAAAUCAUUCCAUAAGAUUAAGUACUCUCAGUUUAAAUGUGCUUUUGAACUUAAUGCUCAUAUAAUUAAACCAAGUAUUAGCAAUUAUAUCGAAUAUAAUAUCGUACGAAUAUUUAAUUAAAUUUUAGUAAUGCUUGUAAGAAUGUGCAUGUACUAACAAAUUAUUGAAUAUAUCUUCCAUAAAAUUCCGUAAUGUUCAAAACACUUGACAAAUUUUAGUGUGUAGAUUUGAAUACUAGUCGUAAAUAACUUUCAAAGAUAUUGAACAGGUUUAUUUGUAUUAAAAUUAUGUAAACGAAAGUUGUAGAUAUUAUGUUGUUAUUAUGUUAUAUAUGUAUAUUGUGUUAACUUUUUGCAUUAUUUAU